Messenger RNA from Metopolophium dirhodum (rose-grain aphid), 1232 nucleotides. Its product is annotated as farnesol dehydrogenase-like. The transcript is spliced from 6 exons. The record is from RefSeq and is a predicted model, not a curated record. Lineage: Eukaryota; Metazoa; Arthropoda; Insecta; Hemiptera; Aphididae. Bases 225 to 995 code for a protein of 256 amino acids.
AAAGUGCACGGAUAUUAUUAUUUCGUCCCGUGAAUACCUAGUCAGUUCGACACUUCGACAGGCGUAAGCGGUCGUAUCUAUCAUUACUCGCUUUACAUUAGUAGGUCAUAUAAUAUAAUACAUACAAAUAUUUAUAUAUAUUAUAUAUAUUAUAUUAUAUCGACCAAUUGCGGCGGCGAACACAAGGAGAUACAGGAGCGUGCGGUAAUAUAAUUUCAACGAAAAUGGACAAAUGGAUAGGAAAAGUCGCCGUGGUCACGGGAGCGUCGUCUGGGAUCGGAGCGGCUACGUGUAGGCAACUGGUUGACAGAGGAAUGAUUGUUGUCGGAUUUGCCAGGAGGGAAGAUAGACUCGAGGAGUUACAAAAAGAUUUGAUCGGAAAACUGGGUGAGUUUCAUUACUACAUAGUUGAUUUGUGUUUGGAACAAAAUAUCCAAGAAGCAUUCGCAUGGGUAAAGAGCACAUUGAAGUCGGUCGACGUAUUAGUAAACAAUGCUGGAGUUUGGAGAAAUAGUGACGCUUUAGGAAACCCACAAGACUGGAAAUUGAUGUUUGACACCAACGUGUUAGGACCGAGCAUUUGCAGUAAAGAAGCCGUGAAUAUCAUGAAGGAGCUGAAAAUCAACGGUCACAUAAUAAAUAUAAAUAGUGAUAUUGGUCAUUAUCCACCAACGUUAAUGGCAAACAUGUCUGUCUAUAGUGCGACCAAGUUUAGUAGCGUUUCAAUAACUGAAAGCUUACGAGAACUGUUAGCCUUACAUAUGUUACCAAUCAGAGUCACUAGUAUUAGUCCGGGAUUAGUAGAUACCGAAAUGGUUGAAGAUGUGAUGCCCGGUGCACCAAUAUUGAAACCUUCAAAUAUAGCUGAUGCAAUUAUAUAUGUUUUGGCAGCUCCACAAUACGUUAACGUUUCUGAAAUUCUUAUUCGGCCUACAAGUGAGACAAUGUUACCGUUUAUUAAGGACGCGUUUCAAGAAUUAAAUAUUAAUUUGUAAUAUUAUAGACGACGCGUAUUCGCUAAUCGAUAUAUUUAACGUACCUAUACGAUGUGUUGUAACUUGUAAUGUAUAUGGUGUAUUUUUGAUAAUUUUGAAAUGUAUUAAAUCAUUAAGUUUGUAGUCCUGUUUCGGUAUCUUACUAAUACAAUAAAUAAUAUCAAGGUAAAUUAAAUUGAAAAAAAUUGUUUUAGCAAAGCUAUUAUUUGAAAUAAACUAUAUAAGCUACCUUCUUUA